AAGCCGUGCAGCUGCAGCACCUCGGACAGUGCAGGAGAGCGGGAGGCACAGCAGCACCUCGGACAGUGCCAGACAGCCGCCUAUUAACUAUUAACUCCCCACACUCCCUGAGACUCUCCUUCGCACCAACAUGCCUAAAGGGUUUCUGGUGAAACGCAGCAGGAAGUCCCCGCCGGUGUCCUACCGGGUGCGGGAAGAAGAAGAGCCCCGCGGGGAGUCGCUCCCGGGAUGGAUGCUCUUAGCUACAAUGUGCCCGACCGGUGGGGCCCCGCCGCCCUGCAGCCCAGACAGAGCCACCCAGGCCCCAUGCUGCAGCAGCCCCCGGCCGCCCCCCGCCGGUCAGUUCGGGAACCCCGACACAGUGCAGCAGGCUCUGUACAGCCCGACCCGCCCGGUGAGCAGGGAGCAGCGGGAAAGGAAAUACCUGGGAUCCCCGGUGUCUGCGGAGUCCUUUCCGGGCCUGGGCACCUCCAGCGAAGCGCUACUCUACCCUCCCACAGGCACUGCCAAUGGGCAUCACGGACUGGCACUGCUGCCCCCGGUCUCUUCCUCCUCUUCAGUCAGCCGAAGCCAAGGCAAGAGGCCGGCCCCGGAGCCCGACAGCAAGCCCGCCGCUAUGCCCGGCACUGGCCCAGGGGCCACAAGCAGCUCGGCCCCCAGCAAGCCCCCUGCGGCCAAGAAAACCAAAGCCAUCCGCAAACUGACCUUUGAAGACGAGGUGACCACAUCCCCGGUGCUGGGUCUGAAAAUCAAGGAAGGACCGGUGGAGCCCCCCCGCCCCAGGGCAGCCAGCUCCGGGCCCCGACCCCUGGGGGAGUUCAUCUGCCAACUGUGCAAGGAGGAGUACAGCGACCCCUUCUCCCUGGCGCAGCACAAAUGCUCCAGAAUCGUGAGGGUCGAGUACCGCUGCCCAGAGUGCCACAAGGUGUUCAGCUGCCCGGCCAACUUGGCAUCGCACCGCCGCUGGCACAAGCCCCGACCCCCAGUCGCCUCCACAGCCCAAGCCAAGGAGGAGCCACUGAGUGACCGGGACACCCCCAGCCCAGGGGCCUCCGAGUCCGGCUCAGAAGAUGGGCUGUACGAGUGCCCCCGGUGUGCCCGCAAGUUCCGCCGCCAGGCUUAUCUGAGGAAGCACCUGCUGUCGCACCAAGCAGCCAAGGAGCCGGAGGAGCCCGGUGUCAUGAUGUUCCCGGGGGAGGAGCAGCGAGCCAAGAGCCCCCCCAGCCUGAAUGCCCAGGAGUGCCACCCGUGCCCGGUGUGUGGGGAAACAUUCCCGGGGAAGAGCAGCCAGGAGCGCCACAUCCGCCUCCUCCACUCCUCCCAGCUGUACCCCUGCAAGUACUGCCCCGCCACCUUCUACAGCUCCCCCGGCCUGACCCGCCACAUCAACAAGUGCCACCCCUCCGAGAACCGGCAGGUCAUCCUGCUCCAAGUGCCGGUGCGCCCGGCCUGCUGACUUUGUGGGGACUUGUUCCAAGGAGAAAUGUAGGGGUGUGCCCACCCCUCCCCCACAUGGACCUGACGGGGGCCCCAAAAUGAGAAUAUUGCACCAAUUGUAAGUGCCGGGGGGCUGCAGCAUAUUGCGGGGCAGUGUGUUGUCUCUCUCAGGCACUUAUGGAAUCAGAUACUUUGGGCCAAUGGGCACAGAGGUCACAAGGUGCCCCUAAAGGGCCAAUAAAACGGACCAUCUUGCACUAAUGGGGCGAGGGAAGUGCCGCUAGCCAUGCCUGCUGCCCCCCCCCGGUGCCCACCCAACCCCCACACAGGUUUCCAACAAGCCCCCGCUGUGGCUACGGGACUCGCAUGCCUGACUAGUACUGUGCCUUCCCGGUGCAUCCAAUGCCCACAGGGCACUGCCACCUGCCAAAUCAGCGACCACAGCAGCCAUAGGCCCAAGUGCAUUACAUUGUGGUUAUUGUGCUUUAAAGCGACCCAGAGUUAUCCGAGUAACCCCUCAGUGCCCAGGGAGCCCGCUAUGCCCAAGUCAUGCCCAUGGGCACUGAGGGGAGACGGAAUGGGAAGGGAGAGCACUUUCUGCUUUAUUUAUUGUGUUGAUAAUAUUCUCUGUGUCCGUGCUAAAUGCCUGUGCCGCCCAUAGGUGGGCAAGGAUUCUACAGUAAGUUAUGUAUGUUGUCCCAUUGGCCUCAUAGAGACAGCGCUGAGCCAUAGCGGGGAUAGUGCUGCUGCCUGUGAGAGCUCAGAUGGGGCAACGCUUUAGGGUGGGGGAGGGGUGGGCAAGCCAUAUGCUCACUGUACUUUUUAAAAAUGUCAGAUCGCAGGGUUUGUCAUGUAAUUGAUGUGCUUAACCCCUAAAAUGCUGGAGGGAGCUGCGGUAAUUCGCAGAGAAGCCCCUGCCCAAUCUGGCUGCGUUUAACCCGUCACUGCCAUUUGGGAGAGCCCUUCUAGCAGCAGUUUAUGUCGCCUGUGCUUUUGUAGCCUUUCCUCUUGUCUUGAUAUAAAUGUGCUUUCUAGCCUAAGGGGUUAAUGUUCUGCCUUGAUGCCCCCCGGCCUGCACACAACUAUACCAUUAGCUUUAUACACUGGCCGGGGGGCUGCUCAGCUCUGUCUUUCUCUCUUCUCAGCCCCAGCUGUGGAUUUUGGGGGGGAGGAGGAGACUUUACUUUAGUCUUAGCCACAAAUGCCUUGAAGUCAUUAUUGUCUCUUUAAUAACUCUGGAGUAAGCUGUAGCGACUGCCUAGUCCCCCCCAGUGUAGGGACCCACAAUCCGUCCCAAUACAGGGAUCCUGGCUACAUUAAAUCAACUUUUUGUCACGUGUUUUGUCCCCCCCCCCCCCUCUAAAAUAUCUUUCUGUAUGCCCCCCCCCCAUGCGUUUACUAUCCAAAAUGUAUAUGUUGAUUUUAUGAUUAAUUAUGUUUAUUUAUUUUUAUUUAUUUAUGAGAAUGAUGAAGAUAUGACUUUUAUUCGAUCUCUUUCAUUGCCUAGAUUUAUAAAUAUAUAUAUUUUGCCAUGACUUCUCACUGUGGAUUUCAGCCUUUUCUUUGCUUUAAUACAACUGAAUGAUGAGAGAAUGUAGAUCUGGGCACAUUCCGGACCUUGAGGGCAGCCAGCGCUCCGACCUUAUUAUAGCUCUUAUGUCUAGAGAAAUCUCUUUUGUACACAACAUUAUUUUCCUAACUGUAAUAGGCAUUUAUAGAGUGCUUCAAUAGAACUGUUCUACUGUGUAACGAUUUGCUAUUCAAAUAAAAUUAUUUUCCAAUUCAAAUCA
Molecule: messenger RNA, 3227 nt
Organism: Xenopus tropicalis (tropical clawed frog)
Lineage: Eukaryota; Metazoa; Chordata; Amphibia; Anura; Pipidae
Gene: insm1
Product: insulinoma associated 1
Biological process (GO): system development; tissue development; animal organ development
Cellular component (GO): nucleus
Molecular function (GO): DNA-binding transcription factor activity
Source: RefSeq, marked provisional